AUGGACUCUUUCAUGAAAGAGUUUGAACAUCUUAAAAUCCCACUGGAAGAGAUAAAAGAAGUUACCAAUAAUUUUAGUAACAAACCUAUCGGGUCUGGUGGGUUUGGGAAGGUUUACCAAGGAGAACUUUCUCACUUUAAGGGGAAAAGCCUUGUUGCUAUUAAGCGUCUGGAUCGUAAAUUUGGACAAGGAGAUCCUGAGUUUUGGAGGGAGAUAAUGAUGCUCUCCCGUUACUCACAUGAAAAUCUCAUCUCUCUUCUGGGAUUUUGUGACGAGGCCGGUGAAAAGGUAAUCGUGUAUGAGCUUGCAUCUAAUGGAAGUCUCGACUGCUAUUUAAGUUCCCCUGAUAUAAUGUGGGAACAACGUAUCAAGAUAUGCCUUGGCGCUGCACAGGGGCUUAGCUACCUCCAUGAUGACAAGGGCACACAACAACGAGUUAUUCAUCGAGAUGUAAAGAGUUCCAACAUCCUAAUGGAAGGCCAAAGUUUCUGA
This is a messenger RNA of Erigeron canadensis, 492 nucleotides long. RefSeq names its product probable receptor-like protein kinase At5g59700. The record is from RefSeq and is a predicted model, not a curated record. The coding region runs from base 1 to 492 and encodes 163 amino acids. Gene Ontology annotation, cellular component: plasma membrane; plasmodesma. Gene Ontology annotation, biological process: protein autophosphorylation. NCBI's taxonomy places the organism in Eukaryota, Viridiplantae, Streptophyta, Magnoliopsida, Asterales, Asteraceae. The transcript has a single exon. Gene Ontology annotation, molecular function: ATP binding; transmembrane receptor protein tyrosine kinase activity.